AUGCAUCUUCACCAAUAUCAAGGGCAUUGGUACUUCACCGUUUACCUAGAGGCAAUGUUGGCUGCUCAAGAAAAAUUUCAAGCUCAGCCUCAUGAUAUUAUCUUAUGCACUUAUCCUAAAACUGGCACAACUUGGCUUAAGGCCUUAGCUUUUGCUAUUACUACACGCUACCGUUAUAGCAUUUCUGAAAGCCUUUUGUUGACAUCUACACCACAUGAUUGUGUUCCCUUUCUAGAAAUUGAAAUGGGUACAAAAGAAAGUUGUGCUCGUUAUCCAGAAAAUCCACUUGUUGCUACACAUAUUCCUUAUAAUUCCUUGCCAACUUCUAUAAUAUAG
Ricinus communis (castor bean) is the source of this 336-nucleotide messenger RNA. Its product is annotated as flavonol sulfotransferase-like. Lineage: Eukaryota; Viridiplantae; Streptophyta; Magnoliopsida; Malpighiales; Euphorbiaceae. Gene Ontology annotation, biological process: sulfation. Bases 1 to 336 code for a protein of 111 amino acids. Gene Ontology annotation, molecular function: sulfotransferase activity. Gene Ontology annotation, cellular component: cytoplasm. The record is from RefSeq and is a predicted model, not a curated record. The transcript has a single exon.